AUGCUUGGUUAUUGGAUUGCCUCCGAAAACAGCAUCUUCUCAUCACCUUCUAUCCUUGAUGGAUGGGUUGAAGCUGAAGGACAACCAGAGAUUUCUGAGGCGUAUUCUGCUUCUUCUGUGCCAUAUUUUGUCUUCUUUAAGGAUGGCAAGACUGUCAAUAUGUUGGAGGGUGCUGACCCAUCUAGUUUGGCCAACAAAGUUGAUAAAGUUGCUGGGUCGAUCAACCCUGGUGAACCUGCAGCUCCUGCUAGUCAAGGGAUGGCUGCAGGCCCCACUGUUCUUGAGACAGUCAAGGAGUUUGCUAAGGAAAAUGGUUCAUCUCAGGUGGAAAGCCAAUUCCCUUCUAGCCCUAAUGACAGACAGACGAAGCGACUGCAGCAUCUUGUCAAUUGUCACCCAGUCAUGCUGUUCAUGAAGGGAAGCCCAGAAGAACCCAAGUGUGGAUUUAGCCAAAAAAUUGUAGAAAUUUUGAAGAAAGAAAUGGUCAAAUUUGGAAGCUUUGAUAUUCUGACGGACAAUCAGGUUUGUGAAGGAUUGAAGAAGUUCUCCAACUGGCCAACCUUUCCUCAACUCUACUGCAAAGGUGAGCUUCUUGGUGGUUGUGACAUUGCAAUUACCAUGCAUGAGAGUGGUGAGCUAAACAAAGUUUUUAGGGAUCAUGGGGUUGAACACUUUGUUUCUGGUGUGGCAACUACUGAGGUUGGUGAUGGAAAGGGUGGCAUCUCCAAGCCUCCUGGCUUGAGUGCAACUUUGUCCUCUUGUCUUGAUGGUCUGAUCAAUUCAAGCCCAGUUAUGCUGUUUAUGAAAGGAAAACCUGAUGAACCCAGAUGUGGUUUCAGCCAUAAGAUAGUUGAUAUACAUCGACAAGAGAAUGUUGCUUUUGAGAGUUUUGACAUUCUUACUGAGAAAAAAGUCCGACAAGGCCUCAAAGUUUACUCCAACUGGUCCAGUUAUCCACAGCUCUACAUAAAGGGUGACCUCAUUGGUGGAUCAGAUAUUGUGCUGGAGAUGCAGAAGAGUGGAGAGCUUAAGCAGUUCUUCGUUGAGGAAGGCAUCACUAAAGGAAAGACUCUCGAAGAUCGUUUGAAGAAACUGAUCACUUCUUCACCUGUCAUGCUAUUCAUGAAGGGUACCCCAGAUGCUCCAAGAUGUGGUUUCAGCUCGAAGGUAGUAAAUUCCCUAAAGGAGGAGGGUGUGAAUUUCGGGUCCUUUGAUAUUUUAAGUGAUGAGGAAGUGAGGCAAGGACUAAAGACCUUCUCCAACUGGCCAACCUUUCCACAGCUCUAUUACAAAGGUGAGUUGAUAGGAGGUUGUGAUGUUGUCAUGGAGCUAAAAAACAACAGAGAGCUUAAGUCCACCCUAUCUGAAUAGACCAAUGGAUCUUAUCAAAUGACGUGGGAGUGAACCCUCCAAUCUUACUGAUUGGCAUUGAAGGGUGUUAGCAAGAUUGCACAUGCUACACUUUGUAUGUUCCCCUUCUUAUUAUUUAUUUUUUUUCCCCACCAUUUCUAAGGAUAUCUAGUGUAACCAGUGGCUGCAACCUCUGCUUAUUUUUUUACAUGAAAUUUUCGUGAAAUCAGAGCGAUGGAUGCUGGUCGUGAAGGGUACUGGUUUUCAGAAACCAACUUAAAUUGGGUUUCUAAGUUCCAGCUUUAGAAAUAGGAUCAUGUUUAUGGCUUAUCAGGGUGUGAUGAUCUUUCUCCAUGAGUUGCAAGAAAUUGCCAUUGGGAAAUUACUGUUUGAGCCUUUCCUCGAAGAAUUGUGGUAGAAACUGUAUAUGCUUGGUUAUUGGAUUGCCUCCGAAAACAGCAUCUUGUCAUCACCUUCUAUCCUUGAUGGAUGGGUAUGAGUUGGCAAGACAGUCUCUCGAUGGAAACCACCAUUUUUUUCCCCUAUUUUUUCGUACGGGACAGCAGAUUGAUGUUCCUACUCUGUCAAAUUCAAGAACCCGUUAGAUUAAUGAUCUAGUGUCUGGUCCAAAGAUAUAUCUUCACCUGAAUCUCAUCACCAGAGAGAGAGAGAGAGAGAGAGAGAUAAUGGGAUGUCCUAAUCUAACAAUUUAGAGU
This is a messenger RNA of Ilex paraguariensis (yerba mate), 2066 nucleotides long. The record is from the annotation of a GenBank genome assembly. Lineage: Eukaryota; Viridiplantae; Streptophyta; Magnoliopsida; Aquifoliales; Aquifoliaceae.